This is a messenger RNA of Closterium sp. NIES-65, 780 nucleotides long. Lineage: Eukaryota; Viridiplantae; Streptophyta; Zygnematophyceae; Desmidiales; Closteriaceae. The record is from the annotation of a GenBank genome assembly.
AUGCUCGAUCAGCACUGGCGCUGGUGUUCGACUCAAAACAUCCCAGAUGCUCAAUCAGCACUGGCGCUGGUGUGUUUUGAGUCGACUCAAAACAUCCCAGAUGCUCGAUCAGCACUGGCGCUGGUGUGUUUUGAGUCGACUCAAAACAUCCCAGAUGCUCGAUCAGCACUGGCGCUGGUGUGUUUUGAGUCGACUCAAAACAUCCCAGAUGCUCGAUCAGCACUGGCGCUGGUGUGUUUUGAGUCGACUCAAAACAUCCCAGAUGCUCGAUCAGCACUGGCGCUGGUGUGUUUUGAGUCGACUCAAAACAUCCCAGAUGCUCGAUCAGCACUGGCGCUGGUGUGUUUUGAGUCGACUCAAAACAUCCCAGAUGCUCGAUCAGCACUGGCGCUGGUGUGUUUUGAGUCGACUCAAAACAUCCCAGAUGCUCGAUCAGCACUGGCGCUGGUGUGUUUUGAGUCGACUCAAAACAUCCCAGAUGCUCGAUCAGCACUGACGCUGGUGUGUUUUGAGUCGACUCAAAACAUCCCAGAUGCUCGAUCAGCACUGGCGCUGGUGUGUUUUGAGUCGACUCAAAACAUCCCAGAUGCUCGAUCAGCACUGGCGCUAGUGUGUUUUGAGUCGACUCAAAACAUCCCAGAUGCUCGAUCAGCACUGGCGCUGGUGUGUUUUGAGUCGACUCAAAACAUCCCAGAUGCUCGAUCAGCACUGGCGCUGGUGUGUUUUGAGUCGACUCAAAACAUCCCAGAUGCUCGAUCAGCACAGCACUGGCGCUGCUAG